AUGGAGGCGGCGGCGGCCCCGGCCCCGGGCGGCGGCCCCGGUACCCUGCUGCUCUGCCUGGCCCUCGCCUCCGGCUUGGCGUUCUUCAGCUGCGUGGGCGCCGACACCAACGUCACGGCCGGCCACGGCACCGAGGGGCUCACCUGCGGCACAGGCAAGGGAUGCACAGGGAACGGGACGCAGCUGAGGCGGCAGAGCCACUUCUCCCGGUGCCCGGAGGAGUACCAGCACUACUGUGUCAAAGGGAGGUGCCGCUUCCUCGUGGCCGAGCAGGCACCGGCUUGUGUGUGCGAGCGAGGCUACACCGGGUCUCGCUGCGAGAGGGUGGAUCUGUUCUACCUGCGCGGGGACCAGGGCCAGAUCGUCAUCAUCUCACUGAUCGUCGCCAUCGUCACCCUCAUCAUCCUCAUUGUCGGCAUCUGCCUCUGCAGUCACCACUGUCGGAGGCAGCGCAGGAGGAGAAAGGCAGAAGAGAUGGAAACGUUAAACAAGGAUUCACCUUCCAGAAGUGAAGAUGUGCGGGAAACGGGCAUCGCGUGA
Messenger RNA from Cinclus cinclus, 540 nucleotides. It is a transcript of the gene BTC, whose product is annotated as betacellulin. Bases 1 to 540 code for a protein of 179 amino acids. The record is from RefSeq and is a predicted model, not a curated record. NCBI's taxonomy places the organism in Eukaryota, Metazoa, Chordata, Aves, Passeriformes, Cinclidae. Gene Ontology annotation, biological process: positive regulation of cell population proliferation; epidermal growth factor receptor signaling pathway; positive regulation of mitotic nuclear division. The transcript is spliced from 5 exons.